AUGGCGACGACAACGACUCACGACUAUCCGGAGCUGGAGAACAUCCCGCCCGCACCGCCUCGCUCUUCCCUCUCCGCGCCCGACUCAACAAGAUCGAGGUUGGUGCCAAAGUGGGCCGCCGCCAUCUUUUCGACAUUUCCGCUUCAUACAUAUCCUCCGGCCAAAGCCUACUCUCCAACUGCAUCCUCACCGCCUGUCGAGCCCACGCUGUAUGUGGCACCCCAUUUGAACCGAGAUGGUACACUGUCAUCGGUUCAUGAGGACGAUGAUCUCACCGCGGAUAUCGAUACAGACGAAAAACCCUUUGCUCACCAAGCGCCAGCGGGUUGGUCAAGCAGUGACCCCAUCGCGUUACGUUGGCAGAUAGAACUCCUGUUCCGCGGCGUUGAUUUCGAGGUGCGCUUCAUCGAUCCUUCGCACAACUGGGGCCCAGCCAAAUCCAUGCCUUUCCUCCACCUGCCCCCUCGCUUCCGCAGCGGCACACCAUCAUCGCUCCUGUCAGCUACCGAGAUUCCACACUUGAUCGACAACUUCUAUCCUGCUUCUCGCCCUGAGCUUGGGGAGAAGGACGCUGCGGUGUGGGACAAUGUCUCGACAAAGCUGGAGGCAAGGACUUGGGAGAGUCUGCUUCGAGGGCGAAUCAUGGCUGGCGUGUUGCUUGCAGUUCUUCUUUCUCCUCAGUCGGCGGUGUAUUCUCGAACGGAGUCACAGCCCUAUCUCUCCUCGCUUUUGUCAGCACAACUUCAAAAUUCGUUCUUCGAUCAGCAGUUGCGGCGCAUCUCGGCACUCAAUCCGUCCGCCUCGUCGUCAUCGGCCAAUCCGACUACAGUGCUUCCAGGCUGGGAGGUGGGUUUCCUUGGCUGGAUCGGAGCAACGACGGCUUCCGCUGCUUCCGCCUUGUCGACAGCCGAUCUGGACUCGCGCGGAGGCGGAGAUACUCCCGGAGCUGCUCUAGCGAAUCCAAGCGUGGAUCAGACCAAAGUGGUGGCAGAUGCAGUUGAUGGAUUGCGUGCUCUCGCUGCUCGAACAAAAUCUCAGUUGUCGGCGAGCUCUUCCGAGUUGCAAUUCCUUCUAGGCGCUCAGAAGCACACGUCGCUGGACGCUUUGGCAUUCAGCGUGAUCCACACUAUCCUGACGCUGGCAGCUACUCCUCAGGCUCAAGACAGCGCAACCAAUGAACCACUUCGCAAGCUCAAAGAGGUACUCGAUGACAGUCCGUGGCUCGUCACGUGGUCAAGGAAAGUAUGGAAGAAGUACGUAAAGGACUUGGAUCGUGCUUGA
Molecule: messenger RNA, 1281 nt
Organism: Sporisorium graminicola
Lineage: Eukaryota; Fungi; Basidiomycota; Ustilaginomycetes; Ustilaginales; Ustilaginaceae
Exons: 1
Coding region: 1-1281 (426 amino acids)
Source: RefSeq, a predicted model, not a curated record